UUCGGGGAAAAAAGCAAACACUCUGUUUGGCUUGGGAAAACAAGCAAAAUACGUGCAGUAAAAAGUUCUUCUCACACGGCGAUGUUUAGAAACCUAUGUUUAGAAAAACAAGGCACAUUACGUUAAUAUUUUUCCUCCAGUGUAUCUUUUGAAUCUGGUUCUAAUCGCUGGAAAAUAUUAGCUUAAAAUCACGGAUUUACCGGGAAGAUUGCAGGUGACUGCCGAAGGCAACAUGGAUACAGAUUCUGCCGCAGUCAUUUCCCUCGAGUCGGACGAGGAGAUGGAUACUGUUGCAGCACCGGAAGCACCGAAUUCCACCGUAACCGGAGAAGAACCCGAACAGGAAGCAUCGAACAACGUUGAAAAUGAUUCGGCGCCACUCAAAAGUCCAGACAACGCAAAGACCGAUUCGAACGAUGGCGGGUCCGAUAUCAUAUUGAUAGACGAUGAGGAGAAGGAAUCUAGUGAGACUAGUGAGCAAAAAUCAUCCGAAAACUUGCUGCCACCUACAGAACCAGCAGUGGAGAACCAGAUCGAAUCUGAAGCACAGACAGCAACGACAGCAACGACUGAAAAUGAGGAUGUCGAAAUGAAGGAAAUUGCAAAAGAAGAUGAAGAAAAAGUUUCAGACUGUCCUCAACCCGUUCCAGAAGAGGAACAAAAGCCGGAAGAAAUGGAGCCGGCUCAGUCAACAGCUAUCUUAGAGCCAGACAAAAAGGAUUCAGCUGGGAUCGAAACGACUACACAAUCCAUCCAAGAAACGAAGGAACCGGUUCUGUCAAAGGAAGCCGAACCCGUGAAAAAGCUCCAGCACAACAGUAACCGGCGUGAGCAAAAGUGUGGCAAUCCUGGAUGCGUUAAGAAAGAGCUGGAAUUAAUCGAAGCACCUAUAUUUGCCCAAAGUCUGUACAGCAUGCCACCCGACAAGCAGACACAAUUAAUAUGUCCCGAUUGUUUUCAAUAUUCUGUUAACCAUUACGAGUCCCUGUGCGCAUCGCUGACGAAUGAAGAGUCUCUGUAUCGGCGAGAGUUGCUGCAGGAUAAGGUGGAAGAGAUACACACGGUGUUGGAUAGCAGCGAUGAAGAGACCGAUGAACCGAGUGAAUCUGAAUCGAAAGCUGUCGAAGCAGUGCUUCCGGAGGAAGCUAUUUCCUUGGUGGAUAAGAAUCUGAACGAGGUGAUAAAUGCGCUGUGGAAAGAGUAUGGUGAAAAGCAUAUAACAAUGUUCCAAAUGGACAUGGUUCGCGAAAUGAAGCGUAAUGAAGCGACAUCGGAACGCAUCGACUUGCAGCUGAAAAGGUUAAAGGCCACUCUUCGCGGUGUACACGAAAAUAUCUACAGCGUGCGAACGACCAAGAUCGAUACGCCGGAGCUCAUCGUAGAGGACGACACAACGAGCGAGCGUAUCGCUUACCAACGUAUCCGCGACAUGCUGGAACGCAAUGAACCACUUGUCCGGCACCCGGUGAAACUUAACGAUAUAUACUACGGCGUACAGUCGACGAUACUGGGCAGCUGGGUCAAGUGUAAGGUGAUGAAUAUCUCCGAAAAUAAUGUGUACUCGGUACGCUUCCUGGUCGGCAACAACAAGCAGACCGUUCUGAGUGCGAAACAUCUCGCCUACACGGAGAUUCCAUGGGUGAAGCUAAAGUUGGGCACGCGUGUGAUUGCCAAAGUAUGCUCUACCACUGGGGAAGCGGCCAGUCGAGCAUUCUACGCCGGUACGGUGCUGGAAUCAAUCAGCUCUUACAACAAAUUCCGGUAUCUCAUCAUCUUCGACUCGGGUCACACACUGUACGCACCGCUACAGGAAGUUCGGGUCGUUUGCGAAGAGUCCAAACACGUGUGGGACGAUGUGCACCCGCAUUCGAAAGAAUUCAUCCGCAACUACAUGCAAACGUGCGGAUCGAUGCGACCGAUGGUACAGGCACAACCUGGCCAACGCCUAAUGGUGGAAAUCAACCAGAAGUGGUACCAGGGCAAAGUGAUCGAAACGGACAGCAGUUUGUUUAAGCUGUACUUCCAGGAGAUUAACCGAUACGAAUGGAUUUACCGCGGUUCGAAACGACUCGCGCCGUUGUAUUCGCGUGGCACGCCAAACAACAAGUUUUCCAAGUUCCAGCGUCGCAAUGAGCCUUCCAUCGAGUACAUUACGAUUGAGGACGAUAGUGCGAAAGCGCCGGCACAGCAGGACAAACCCCAGCCAUCGCAAUCCGGCGCCAAACAGGAAUCGCAAGAUACGCAAGUUCGUGCGACCGCUAAAAAGAGCACGGCGCAUCGCCACAGCAACAGUGGCAAUAAAAACGCCAAUGCUAAUGGUACGGCCACCACCACCACCAACAACAACAACAACGUCCCGGGCGUCAUCUCCUUGAACCGGAACACCAUCUACAUCGAUUUCGACAAGAACCGUUCCACCGGGAAAACGCUCAACUAUACGACGAAAAACUAUCGAGCGCCCCAGAAGUUUGUGCCGCACGUGUGCGGUCCGAGCUGUGUGUAUAAAAUUCCCAAAACCAUGCGCAUGUACAACCUGCUGGCCCGUCCCCUGAUUACCGGCUGGGAGCGAGAGUUUUGCCAUUACCGGGGACCGAAGAAGAAUACCGUAGUCAUGUACCGGGCACCGUGCGGUCGUCGGAUCCGUGACAUGCCCGAGCUGCAUCGGUAUCUAAGGGCAACGGGUUGCUCGCUGAACGUGGAGUGCUUUGAUUUCGAGUCGGACAUACGGGCGCUUGCUACGUUCUGCGCCCAGAACGUGCAUUUCGAGUGUAAGGAUCUUUCGUUCGGUGCGGAACCGAUGCCGGUGCACUGUGUCAACAACUACGACGACACGCAACCGCCGCCGUGCGAAUACUCGACCGAGCGGAUCCCAACGGAGGGUGUGAACCUUAAUCUGGACAAGGAGUUCCUGUGCGGCUGUGACUGCGAGGAUGAUUGUGCGGAUAAGAGCAAGUGUCAGUGCUGGCAGCUAACGAUAACGGGGGCCCGGUUCACCAACCCGUACGUCGAUCCGAACACCGUCGGGUACGUUUACAAGCGUUUGCUCGACCCGGUACUGACCGGUAUCUACGAAUGCAACGUGCAGUGCAAGUGUCGGAAGGAUGCCUGCCUCAACCGGGUGGUGCAGAACUCGCUGCAAACGAAGCUGCAAGUGUUCAACACACACAACAAAGGCUGGGGCAUCCGGUGCCUGAACGAUGUGCCCAAGGGAAGUUUCAUCUGCAUCUACGCCGGCCAUCUGCUGACCGAGGACACGAGCAACAAGAUCUGCGAGCUGAGCGAGAACAAAACGGGCGACGAAUACUUUGCCGAUCUGGAUUACAUCGAAAAUGCGGAGAAUCAUAAGGCGGAUUACGAAGCGGAAGCAUACCGAUCGGAUAAUGAAGAUUCGGUGCAGACGGACAACCCGGACGAUUCGGAUGAGUCGGCGGACGAUGUGGGCGGUGAACGGUUUGCGUCGACCCAGGACUCGGACGAGGAGUACACCUCGAAAACGAAACCGAGCACGAUGGUGGUGAAAACACGGGCCCAGUCACGGAAGGCAAGCACGACGGAGCGUACUGCUGCGUCUGCCCCUUCGAUUAUUGGAAAAGUGUCCAACAACGGUGUGAAUGAUGAGCAAGAGUGCGUUAGUCUAAUACCGAAUCCGGAGAUGAAUCCCAAAGGAGCAUCCAUAACUGCGGAUCAGGAAUCGACUCUGCGGAAGUUUUUCGGCGAAAACGAGCAUAUCUACGUGAUGGAUGCGAAGAAGUCGGGCAAUCUCGGUCGAUAUUUUAACCAUUCCUGCGUGCCCAAUCUGUUCGUCCAGAGCGUGUUUGUCGAUACGCACGACGUACGGUUUCCCUGGGUCGCGUUCUUCGCGUACUGUAACAUUAAAGCUGGCACGGAACUAACGUGGAACUAUAACUACGACGUGGGCUCUGUCAACGGGAAGGUGCUGACCUGCGUCUGUGGCGAACGAGGUUGCAAGGGUCGAUUGCUGUAGGUUGAGCGUGUAUGUGUGUGUGUGUAUGUAGGUGAGAAUAAAUAAUGGAAAGCAGAGCUAUA
This is a messenger RNA of Anopheles stephensi (Asian malaria mosquito), 4047 nucleotides long. It is a transcript of the gene egg, whose product is annotated as histone-lysine N-methyltransferase eggless. NCBI's taxonomy places the organism in Eukaryota, Metazoa, Arthropoda, Insecta, Diptera, Culicidae. Gene Ontology annotation, biological process: heterochromatin organization; negative regulation of gene expression. Gene Ontology annotation, molecular function: zinc ion binding; protein binding; DNA binding. The record is from RefSeq and is a predicted model, not a curated record. Gene Ontology annotation, cellular component: nucleus. The coding region runs from base 233 to 3985 and encodes 1250 amino acids. The transcript has 9 exons.